AUGCCAGCAGGAAGUCACUGGACAGUAAACUCUUCCAAGAUCAUAACUUGGCUGUUGGAGUAACUUGGAAAAGAGGAAAAAGAAGAAAUCAUGGCAAAAGUAAAUAGAGCUCGGUCUACCUCCCCUCCAGAUGGAGGCUGGGGCUGGAUGAUUGUGGCUGGCUGUUUCCUUGUUACCAUCUGCACUCGGGCAGUCACCAGAUGUAUCUCAGUUUUUUUUGUGGAGUUCCAGACAUACUUUGCUCAGGAUUAUGCACAAACAGCAUGGAUCCAUUCCAUUGUAGAUUGUGUGACCAUGCUCUGUGCUCCACUUGGGAGUGUUGUCAGUAAUCAUUUAUCCUGUCAAGUGGGAAUCAUGCUGGGUGGCUUGCUUGCAUCUACUGGUCUCAUCCUGGGCUCAUUUGCCACCAGUCUGAAGCAUCUCUACCUCACUCUGGGAGUUUUUACAGGUCUUGGAUUUGCACUUUGUUACUCUCCAGCUAUUGCCAUGGUUGGCAAGUAUUUCAGCAGACGGAAAGCACUUGCUUAUGGGAUCGCCAUGUCGGGAAGUGGCAUUGGGACCUUCAUCUUGGCUCCUGUGGUUCAGCUCCUUAUUGAACAGUUUUCCUGGCGGGGAGCACUACUCAUUCUUGGGGGCUUCGUUUUGAAUCUCUGUGUUUGUGGUGCCUUGAUGCGGCCAAUUACUCUUAAAGAGGACCAUACAACUCCAGAGCAGAACCAUGUCUGUAGAACUCAGAAAGAAGAUUUUAAGCGAGUGUCUCGCUAUUCACCUUUGACCAAAGAAUGGGUGCAGACCUGCCUUUGUUGCUCUUUGAAACAGGAAUAUAGUUUUUUACUGAUGCCAGACUUUGUUGUGUUAGCCAUUUCUGUUCUGUUUAUGGCUUACGGCUGCAGCCCUAUCUUUGUGUACUUGGUGCCUUAUGCUUUGAGUGUUGGAGUGAGUCAUCAGCAAGCUGCUUUUCUUAUGUCCAUACUUGGAGUGAUUAACAUUAUUGGCAAUAUCACCUUUGGAUGGCUAACUGACAGAAGGUGUCUGAAGAAUUAUCAGUAUGUUUGCUACCUCUUGGCCGUGGGACUAGAUGGGCUCUGCUAUCUCUGCCUCCCAAUACUUCAGAGUCUCCCACUGCUCGUGCCUUUCUCUUGUACCUUUGGCUACUUUGAUGGUGCCUACGUCACCUUGAUCCCAGUAGUGACCACAGAAAUAGUGGGGACCACCUCUUUGUCAUCAGCGCUCGGUGUGGUGCACUUCCUCCAUGCAGUGCCGUACUUGGUGAGCCCGCCCAUAGCAGGAUGGCUGGUAGAUACGACUGGCAACUACACUGCAGCAUUCCUUCUCUGUGGAUUUACAAUGAUAUUUAGUUCUGUGUUGCUUGGUUUUGGUAGACUUUUAAAGAGGAUGAAAAAAAACCAACUGCGGAUGAAAAAAACCCAACUGCGGUUUCUUGCCAAAGAACCUGAUCCCAAGUUGCAGCUAUGGACCAAUGGAUCAGUGGCUUAUUCUGUAGCAAGAGAAUUAGAUCAGAAAGAUGGGUAACCUGUGGCUACAGCAGUGCCUGAUUACAACACCACCUGACCAAUAACCUUGAGCCUGGAAAUCUUCAGGGUUGAGAAAGUGGGACUACCAGAUUGUUCAUAUCUCUGAAGCAUUUUACUUCGGAAGAAGUAUUGCCUUCCAAAGAAAUUACCUUUAUUGUUUUGUCAACACUUUUAUAAGGGAAAAUAGCAAAUAAUAAAGAAAGCUGGACUAGCCUAGGCUUUCCUGAUUUGGGAUUUGUACUCACAAUUGAACUCAUAUUUUGGGGCAAUGAGCAUCAUUCCAUGGGGAAUAUAAGGACACAACUGAUAUAAUUAGCUAUAGCCAGGAGUAAUUCAAGGCAUCACCAAAGCAGAUGACACUGGGCAGCAGUCUUAUCAUUCCAAAGUCUCUGCCUCUCCAUUUUCCCUCCUCAGUUAGAAGGUGAGUGGCAACACUGAUGUGUAGGUUUGCUUCCCUCAUGCUGUUUGGUGAGGGGGGUCGGCUUGGGUGUGGUGGUGGAGAGCAAAGAUGCCAAACCUCGUUCAUGGUGGAGUUUCUCAUUAGGGUUUUAAACACGAUUGCUAAAGAAUACUUGAGAUUCUUCAAAAGGCUGUGAUUAAUGUAGAAAGAGAUUGUAUUUCUUUUGUAUUUUUCUCCUCUUGGUCUUCCAGCCAGCUCUUGCCUCUGUCAGUGGCUAGAUACCACUUUGAGAAUCCAAAGAAUCAUGGGAUGCCAUGGUUGGAACAGAUUUUAAAGGGUGGCUGGUAAGAUCUUCAAUUUGAAAUUGUCCACUGGAAACUGAAAGCUUUUUUCCUAAGACUGUGUCCCAGGGGCUCACCUCUGUUACUCUCAUAUACAAUACUUACUCCAAAUUUAGCAGAACACACCAAGUCACAAGGGCGAACUCUCAAUCUUACCUGAAAUGUUAGCAACACCAAAACUUCCCAU
This is a messenger RNA of Galeopterus variegatus (Sunda flying lemur), 2463 nucleotides long. It is a transcript of the gene SLC16A12, whose product is annotated as solute carrier family 16, member 12. Gene Ontology annotation, molecular function: monocarboxylic acid transmembrane transporter activity. Lineage: Eukaryota; Metazoa; Chordata; Mammalia; Dermoptera; Cynocephalidae. Gene Ontology annotation, biological process: transmembrane transport; monocarboxylic acid transport. The record is from RefSeq and is a predicted model, not a curated record.